CUCGCGAACGCCAGCCCAGCAAAAUACAGAGAAAAGAGGCCUCUAUUAGCAGGGAAAGCAAAAAGUCACCCUCCCUCUCUCUCUUUCGCGCUCCUCGACAAAUAUGAGGCGCGGUUGCAAGGCGACCUAAACAUGGCGGAUAGUAGGGUGGACAAAUCCGCUGGUGUAGGGCAAUCUGUGAAAGGUCCGCUCGUUUUCCCCGAGACGGAACAAGAUGAAGCAUUGUCAGACGAAAAGGUUUUCUGCAUGUUCUGUGAUCGGGAAUUCGAGAACACACGUGGAAAGAACGACGCAGUAUUGCAUCACUUGCUUGUUGAACAUCAAUUGGUGAUUGCUGAUGUGGCACAGAUAUGCGAUAUGAGAAGGUAUUGUGAAUAUUGGAAAGGAAGACUCAAAGAAGAGCCAAUAACAAACUUUUGUACCGUAAUCAAUAUAAACAGCAAACCAGGUGAUAUUGGUCCACAAGUUCACUAUUAUCUCCUUUGUGAUGCUUUACCAGAAGAUAGAGACCUACGGGAAAGGCUGCAGAGAGUACAACUAGAAGAUAUUCUUGAGUGUCAGCAGCGUGAGAGAAGUGACACAAGUUUCUCAAGGACGUGUCUGUUUUGCAAACAGCAUUUUGAAGGCAACCGAUCUCAGUUGCUUUCUCAUAUGGCAGAAGACCAUGGCUUUAAUGUUGGUUUACCAGAUAAUCUAGUUCACAUCAAUGAGUUCCUUGAUCUGUUAGAAGAAAAACUAGAAAGUCUCCACUGUCUUUACUGUGAGAAGGUUUUCAAAGACAGACAAAUCUUGAAAGAUCACAUGAGGAAAAAACAACAUAAGAAAAUCAACCCAAAGAAUAAAGAGUAUGACAAGUUCUACAUUAUCAACUACUUGGAGUUGGGUAAAACAUGGGAACAGAUUCAGAACGAAGGAGAUGAAGAAUCAGAAACCAAAAACCCCGCUGAAACCGAGGAAUGGAGUGACUGGACGGAGACACCGCCUCUUGCUGUUUGCUUGUUCUGUGAAUAUUCAACAACAGCUGUCGCUCAGUUGUUGCAGCACUUGAAGGAUGAACAUGUGUUUGACAUAUUAUCCAUAAAAAAUGACCUUGGUUUAGAUUUUUAUGGACAGGUGAAAAUUGUGAAUUACAUCAGGAAAAAGGUUUUUGAGCUUUCCUGUAUAAAUUGCUCAGAGAAGUUUGAGACCAGGGUAGCUAUGCUAGAGCACUUGAAAAAAUACAACCACUUUGCUCUUUCUGGUGACAGGACAACAUGGGACCAGCCGCAGUAUUAUUUUCCAACAUAUGAAAACGAUGUUCUUUUAUGCUGUUUGGAUGAUGAUGAUGAUGAUGAUGAUGAUGAUACCCAAGAUAAUUGUGGCGACGUUGAAGACAGAGCAACAGAAAACAAAGGUGUUGAAACAAAUAUUGAAUAAUGUAAUUUUUUUAAACACCAUUAAUAUAGCAUGGUAACUGGUCCACUACUAAACCAUAGUAUAGAGAUACUUUUAUCUCUUAAAAGACAAUGACAAGGAUAAAAUAACAAUUUGAAAUAUUGUUUGUAUUUAUUUAUAAAGUACAUUAAGAUUCUGACUGGACAAAGACCCUGCUACCCAUUUAAAAUUUUAUAAAAGCUAUGAGUUGAUAUUUCUCAAAAUACCUGAUUCGAUGUAUAUUAAAAUAUAUAUUUGAUA
This is a messenger RNA of Nematostella vectensis (starlet sea anemone), 1674 nucleotides long. Its product is annotated as zinc finger protein 277. The record is from RefSeq and is a predicted model, not a curated record. Bases 133 to 1416 code for a protein of 427 amino acids. NCBI's taxonomy places the organism in Eukaryota, Metazoa, Cnidaria, Anthozoa, Actiniaria, Edwardsiidae. The transcript is spliced from 14 exons.